This is a messenger RNA of Nicotiana tabacum (common tobacco), 822 nucleotides long. RefSeq names its product early light-induced protein 1, chloroplastic. The record is from RefSeq and is a predicted model, not a curated record. Lineage: Eukaryota; Viridiplantae; Streptophyta; Magnoliopsida; Solanales; Solanaceae.
UUACAUUUCUUUGAGUUUUUAUAUAAAAAGAUGGCAAUUUGUGGUGGUAUGCAGUCUAUGAUUUUGGGAAGUCCAAUAGUGUCAAAGAGGAAUGGAGUGAAUCAGUUCGUUCCUUGUUGUAACAUUCCACGCCCUCAGAGGAAUUCUACUCUUAGUGUUAAGUGUAUGUCCGAGGAUGGUGAGAAGGGCCAAACUUCAAACUCCUUGAAUGAUAUUGCUACAACACCUACGCCAACACCAACACCCAUACCAACACCUCGUCCUGUGGCUAAGACCAGCACCAAAUUCGGAGACCUAUUCGCCUUCUCUGGUCCAGCACCAGAGCGUAUUAAUGGCAGGCUAGCAAUGAUAGGAUUUGUCGCCGCCCUUGGCGCUGAAUUCGCCAACGGCGGCGACAUCUUCGCUCAGCUAUCGAGCGGAGGUUUCUCGUGGUUUUUGGGGACAAGUGCUUUGCUAACACUAGCCUCUCUAAUUCCUCUAUUUCAAGGAAUUAGAGCUGAGAAAAAAUAUACAAGUGGGAUUAUGAGUGCUGAUGCUGAGAUUUGGAAUGGAAGAUUUGCUAUGUUGGGAUUAGUUGCCCUGGCUUUUACUGAAUAUGUUAAAGGGGGAGCUUUUCUCCAAGUGUAAAUAUAGUAAAACUUCUAUAUAACAGUCUCGUUUGUUUCGAAUUUUUUCAGUUGCUAUAGUGAAUUGUUGUUGUUGCUAUAGUGAAUUGUUGUUGUAGAGUACAUAUAUCAUAAUAUAAUGUAAUAUUCGAUUUCGAGAAAAAGUUAAGUUCGACUUUUAUAGCGAAAUUAUUAUAUAAGAAUGUUGUUGUAUAGA